CUCCACUGUAAACAUCUACCCCGCACGAUAGCCUGAUCUUCCCGAAGACAGCAGCCCAGCGGUAUCUGCUACUGUUCCUUCCAAUAUCCCAAUAUCAACUUACUGAAAACCAACAGACAAAAAUAAAAUCUGGAGAUAUUUCCCAAGAUGAGCCUAAACUCACAACCAAAUCCGGACCCCAACCGGGAUUCCAGCUUGAAAGAUUUAGAAGGAACCGAUAACGCACCCAAAACCAUCAGUCCAGAAGACCGCGCGGCCUUGACGGAGGCUCUGACCGAUCAAACCAAUAUCACUUUACUGACUGAGGCUGGUCGGUCGUCCCAGCGGGAACGGGAACAACGAAGAAAGGGUGCGGGGAGGAAGUAAGGGACGGAGAUAGAUAUGGUAGCGGUUGGAUAUAUCUAGAUGGACCUGUCUUUGCUCGACUGUGCUUGAGUGAGUGAGUGGUCAGAGGUCUUUCUGAGGAGAGGAGCGUUCAUGAUGCUGUAUGUGCGGGGGUAGAUAACGCAUCGCGGGGGUUCAGUAUAGCCAGAAAA
Aspergillus sclerotioniger CBS 115572 is the source of this 536-nucleotide messenger RNA. RefSeq lists its product as uncharacterized. NCBI's taxonomy places the organism in Eukaryota, Fungi, Ascomycota, Eurotiomycetes, Eurotiales, Aspergillaceae. The transcript has 2 exons. The record is from RefSeq and is a predicted model, not a curated record. The coding region runs from base 148 to 366 and encodes 72 amino acids.